AUGGAAUUUGGACUGCUGCUCGCAUACCUUGCCUUAGGUACUAUGGCAGUAACUCCAAUUUAUUAUGGAUCAUUUGCUUCUGUCAAAUGGCCAAAGUCUAAGCAAAAAAACAAAAAACAAAAUCUUGAUGCUGAUUCUUCUUCAGAAGAAGAGGAUUCUACAAAUGAACCUUUAACACUUCGAGACGCUUACCUAUUCCCUAUCAUUGGAGCCGUAACCAUUGUUGGAGUUCUUAUUAUUAAGAAUACAAUUGGGAUCAAAUAUCAUACUUAUAAAAUUGGAUUGUCGAAAAAAGCAAAAGAAAUUUAUAGUGUCAAUUUCACUGCAAUACAUAUCGCGGCGUUUUUCUUUUCACUUUUCCUUACUAUGUUUUAUGUUGCAACUAAAAAUUGGAUUGCAUCAAAUAUUUUCGGUUUGGCCUUUGCUUUUAAUGCAAUUCAGAUCUUAACUUUGGAUUCCUUCCAAACUGGUAUAACUCUUCUUAGUGGAUUAUUUUUUUAUGAUAUAUUUUGGGUAUUUGGUACAGAAGUGAUGGUAACAGUGGCAAAAAGUUUUGAUGCUCCAAUAAAAGUGGUUUGGCCGAAACAAUUUUUCGGAUUACAACCAGAAGAAGUUUUACAAUUCACAAUGUUAGGAUUAGGUGAUAUCGUAGUACCCGGUAUAUAUGUCGCACUCUGCCUUCGCUUUGAUCAUAGCAAUUAUUUAAAAAAGAAUCCUAAUGCAAAACGAUAUUCAAACUUUCCAACUCCUUAUUUUAAUACAUGCAUUACUGCAUAUAUAUUGGGUCUUGUUACAACCAUAGUUGUGAUGCAUACUUUCAAAGCCGCUCAACCAGCAUUACUUUACCUUUCACCUGCAUGCAUAUUUUCUGUACUUACCACGGGUUUAUUUAAAAAUCAAUUGAAAGAAGUUUUUAAUUAUUCGGCUGAAGAAAAAGAUGAAGAUAAAAAUAAAAAAGAUAAAAAAGAUAAAAAAGAUGCAAAGAAGAAAAAAGAUGAUAAAGGUUCAAGUGAAAGUGAAGGUGAUGAAGGACCAGUUAUACAACGUAAUAUUAAAGCUGAUGAUAAAACUAGUGAUAUUUCAGGGACAAGUGUAGAUGAUGAAGAUUAUAAUUAA
Diversispora eburnea is the source of this 1116-nucleotide messenger RNA. The record is from the annotation of a GenBank genome assembly. NCBI's taxonomy places the organism in Eukaryota, Fungi, Glomeromycota, Glomeromycetes, Diversisporales, Diversisporaceae.